Molecule: messenger RNA, 1050 nt
Organism: Macrosiphum euphorbiae (potato aphid)
Lineage: Eukaryota; Metazoa; Arthropoda; Insecta; Hemiptera; Aphididae
Source: the annotation of a GenBank genome assembly
AUGAAUUUCCCUGCACUCAAAAAUGAUCGUAUUCUGCGAGCAGCUAGAGGUGAAGAAGUCGAUCGUAUUCCAGUAUGGGUAAUGCGACAGGCUGGUCGAUAUUUACCAGAGUUCAGAGAACUGCGAUCGCGUUACGAUUUUUUCACUAUAUGCCGAACACCAGAGCUCGCAUGUGAAGUCACUCUGCAACCAAUUCAGAGAUACGACCUCGAUGCUUCCAUCAUUUUCAGCGAUAUCUUGGUCAUUGUUCAGGCAUUAGGCAUGAUUGUUGAAAUGCAACCUAGUGUUGGACCUGUAAUUCCAGAUCCUCUCAAGGAACCUAUAGAUUUAGACAGACUAAACCAAUCAAUUGAUGUUAAACAAGAAUUAGGAUAUGUAUUUGAAGCUAUAACAUUGACUAGACAUCGAUUAAAUGGCCAGGUACCUCUUAUUGGGUUUACUGGUGCUCCAUGGACACUCAUGUGUUAUAUGAUAGAAGGAGGUGGCUCCAAAACUAUGUCAAAGGCCAAAAAAUGGUUGUACAAAUAUCCAGAAGAAAGCAAAAAAUUAUUACAAAUCCUUACAGACAUUAUAGUGAAAUAUUUAAUAGAGCAGGUGAAUGCUGGUGCUCAAAUGUUGCAAGUGUUUGAAUCAAAUGCAGAAUACUUAAAUUCUGAAUUGUUCGACAGAUUUAGUGGUCCAUAUUUGUCAGCCAUUUGCUCUCGUGUUAAAAAUGAGUUGAAGGGUAAUAGUGUACCAAUGGUGGUGUUUGCGAAAGGAGGUCACUAUGCUAUGAAACAGUUAUCUACUUUUGACUAUGACGUUAUUGGCUUGGAUUGGACAAUCGACCCCGUUGAAGCUAGGGAAAUUGUUGGUAAUAAUAUAACUUUACAAGGCAAUUUAGACCCUUGCUCUUUGUAUGGUCCACCUGAAGAAAUAAAAAAAAUGGUUAAGAAUAUGGCAUCCAAAUUUACAAAACACAGAUACAUUGCAAAUUUGGGUCAUGGUAUCUAUCCUGAUGUCGAUCCUGAACACUUAAGAGCUAUGAUUGAUGCUGUACACGAAUGUUAA